ACUUUCAGAUAUUGCAGCCUGAAUUACUGAUCAAUGAUACAAAAACACUUAGUGCUAUGUAAAGUACACCAUACUGCUGGUCCCGACGAGACUGGCGUCAGUUUGUGACWCAGCCAAGAAAAGUGAAGAUGCGUGUGAGUUUCUUUAUUGCUUUGCUUGGGCUGUUGGUUGGCAGCACUUUAGCCGCGAUYGAGGACGACCCGAUYGAUGCAAUCCCYCUUAGUGAWGAAGAAUUAGAUGAYGAACUGCGACAACUCAAAGARGACACUCACCCAUCGUUUGAUGAAAUAAAGGAGAAACUUGAAGAGACCGGAAUAUUGAGACAUGAAAGGGUYAUUGGCCUUUUCCCUCGAAGCCACCGGUCGAACUUUACAGGCAACUCUACAACGGCUUCUCCAACAAAUAAACCAAAUUCUACACAGCCAACCCCAACAACGUCGAGGUUUCGUACCACUACAACGUUUCGUACCACUACAAGGUUUCGUACCACUCGAAGGUUUCGUACCACUCGAAGUCGAUUCUUUUCAACAACCAUGCGACCUUUUACGACCAGGCGACCUUUUCCAGUUCUAAAUCGUCCCAUGUGCCUUGAGUAUAAUUGGAGACCUCGUGUUUUUCAAUUUGGAAACACCGUGUCCCUUCUAAUUCACGACUUCACCUGUAGAGGAAGUUGUGGGCGCUGUGGGAGGAUUGUUGGAUUUUGCAGAAAGACCUACACCUGGAUCACUCUUCGAGCUCUUUUUCAUGGAAGGUACCUCAGCAAGUUCACUAGGCUGUGGAGCUUUGGAUGGUAUUGGUCUUGGAAAUCAGUCCAAGUCCCAUCAUGUUGUAAAUGUUACAGUAGAUACCCUUAACUCAGUCUUGCUUGAUCUUCCUGCGUGCGCUUUCCUAGCUUWAUCGUAGAGUCGGUCCAAAUCAAUAAUAAUUAAUACUACAACGAUAUGUUAACAAGUCCUUAGUUUCAAUACAAAUGACUUGAACUCAAUUUAAAUUUUUCCACAACUCUUCAAUUCAAUAGAGAAAAGACAUCAAUUCUAGUAUAAAAAUACAUGAUCAAUUCGUUCAUCCAUCAUUUCUGUAUCUUUGAUUUCGCGUUUUACUUCUAAAUUAAGUUUCGCAAGGAUAACAUAAAAGGUUUUAGGUCAAUAUUACAUACCACAAUCUCCGCCAUUACAUUCAAGUUGUACUGAACACUAAACCGUUUUCAACAUUAAACAAAAUAAACAGCAUUAUUGUA
Messenger RNA from Exaiptasia diaphana, 1237 nucleotides. RefSeq lists its product as uncharacterized. NCBI's taxonomy places the organism in Eukaryota, Metazoa, Cnidaria, Anthozoa, Actiniaria, Aiptasiidae. Bases 129 to 854 code for a protein of 241 amino acids. The transcript has 3 exons. The record is from RefSeq and is a predicted model, not a curated record.